AUGGAAAGAUUACAGAGAUUGCUCGGAGGCAGCAAUGGCCUUGUACAAGGCGGAGCCGCUAUGAAUGAUGCCCCAGCUAUAGACAAUGCUGAAACAGUUUACAUUUCGUCGUUGGCGUUGUUGAAAAUGCUUAAACACGGCCGUGCUGGUGUACCCAUGGAAGUGAUGGGCUUGAUGCUCGGUGAGUUCGUGGACGACUUCACGAUCCAUGUGAUUGAUGUUUUUGCCAUGCCCCAGUCGGGAACUGGUGUGUCUGUGGAGGCCGUUGACGAUGUUUUCCAAACCAAGAUGAUGGAUAUGUUGAGACAGACUGGUAGAGACCAGAUGGUGGUGGAUGGUACCACUCGCAUCCUGGUUUUGGAUGCUGGCUUUCGUCGUUUUGAGCAGUUGAACAAGAGAGCCGUUGCCGUUGUGGUGGACCCUAUCCAGUCGGUCAAGGGUAAGGUGGUGAUUGACGCAUUCCGUACCAUUGACGCCACCACUUUGAUGAGAGGCCAGGAACCUCGUCAAUCGACAUCCAACGUCGGUCACUUGAACAAGCCUUCGAUUCAGGCGCUCAUCCACGGCUUGAACAGGCACUACUACUCGUUAAACAUCGACUACCACAAGACGCUGUACGAAACCAACAUGCUCAUGAACUUGCACAAGAAGCUGUGGCAGAGCGGCUUGGAGAUGGCCGACUACAACCACGCUGACCACGAGAACCUAGAGAAUAUCCAGAGCUUAGUCAAGAUUGCCAAGCUAUACAACGAAAGGGUCGCCGAGGAGAAGGAGUUGCUGGAAGAACAGCUAAAGACUCGUUACGUCGGCAAACAAGACCCAAAGAAGCAUUUGGCCGAGACGUCAGAGAAGAUCAUCGAGGAGAAUGUCACGCUGUUGUUGACGAGCAACGUCAACUCUCUUGCCAUUCAGUAG
This is a messenger RNA of Candidozyma duobushaemuli, 915 nucleotides long. RefSeq names its product proteasome regulatory particle lid subunit. Lineage: Eukaryota; Fungi; Ascomycota; Pichiomycetes; Serinales; Metschnikowiaceae. Gene Ontology annotation, cellular component: proteasome regulatory particle, lid subcomplex. Gene Ontology annotation, biological process: protein deubiquitination; proteasome-mediated ubiquitin-dependent protein catabolic process. The record is from RefSeq and is a predicted model, not a curated record. Bases 1 to 915 code for a protein of 304 amino acids. The transcript has 2 exons. Gene Ontology annotation, molecular function: protein binding; metallopeptidase activity; proteasome binding.